AUGUUCUCCAAGUUCACCGGCAAGAAGAACAAGAACGCGACGCUGCUCGAUGACGAUGAGAAGGCGUAUGCCUACGAGAACGACGCCGCGCGCGUCAGCUCAUCGCCGGUCCGCCGGCGGCGAACAGCUGACCCGUCCUCCCGGGACCGCUAUAUCGGCUCCUAUGCACCCAACCCGACCUUCAUCCGCGUACUCCGAUUCCUCCUGUAAGUUGUGGUUUUCCUCUCGGUACGCUCGUGGUCAGGGCUGUCCGUUUGUGCUAGGGCUGUGCACUGUGCAGGGGCUUCUGCAGGCGAGCGGCGGCUAGGCUAGGUCGGCGGCGAACGGCGAAUCGAAAUCGGCCAGCCCGGCGGGCGCGCGCUAGGCUCUAGCGCAGCCGUAGCGACAGCAGGCGACAGCAGGCGACAGCGCUCGCUUACGUUUAGCGCGCGCACGCGCUCGGGCGCCACAGCAGCCCCAGCCGCGCCAGCCGCUUCACCAGUCAGGCCAUCUUCAGGCAUCGCAACAGUCAUACCUGAAACUAACCCGAAUAUCACGCAAAAUGUGACAGCGCUGACAUGACUUCUCCUUUCCUCGGAUGCAGAUUUGGACUGACUUCACUCGCAUCGCUGACCACGGCCGGAGUGGCGAUCGGCGUCGUUCACUACUACAAUUCCCUGCGGCCAAACGUGAUUGCACCUUCCUGGGGGUCGCUCAUCGCCAUUAUCGUCUUUGGCAUCGGCACGCCCGGCGUGCUCUACAUCCCGAUGCUCUUCUUCCCAUACAUGUUCAAGGAGCGCACCUUCACCGGUAUUCUCUUGCAAACUCGAAUUGAAUUGCUCACCCUCUUCGCCGUCUCGGCCGUUUGGAUCUCGGGUGCAUUAGCGCUUGCAUGCGAUCUUCGAGGCCGCGAGAACUGCUUGUGGGACGGGUACUACCACUUCCCCAAGCCGGCCGAUUUCGACUCCGUUUGCACGCUCAUCAACGUCGACGUCGCGCUCGCCUACACAACCUUUGGAUUGACCUGCGUUCAACUCGUCGUUAUCUCGGGCAUUGCCGGGUACAUCCUGCUCUACUUGGAUCAAGAGGUCAGUCGACGUGCCUCUCGUGUCUGUUAACAGUGCUUACGCUAUCUCCGUUGUUGACUGUCGCAUUCACGGGUUCGUCUAAUCAGGUUCUCACGGAACGCACCAAUGACAUGGGUGGCCGUGCUCACCGAGCUCGUCAACAAGCUCUCGCCUCCCGCCGCGCCUUGGCUGCCGCCGACAUUCAAGGUCUUGGUCGCGCUGGGCCCAUGUCGUCUCAACGAUCGCUGAAUGGUCCCGGACCCAUGGCGGGUGGUGUAGCGACCUCGCGCCUUGCGCCUACGAUGACGGAGAACUCAAGCGGUCGAGGGGGCCCGAUGGCAGGAGGUCGUUAUUCGCGCGAUGAGGAACAUGAAGGCACCGACUUUGACACCGUCGUCGACGAUGCCGAGGAGACAAAUGAGGAAUACUACGGGUACGAGCAGAGGCAUCGGCGAAGGCAGUCCCGAGUCUGA
Messenger RNA from Microbotryum saponariae, 1519 nucleotides. The record is from the annotation of a GenBank genome assembly. NCBI's taxonomy places the organism in Eukaryota, Fungi, Basidiomycota, Microbotryomycetes, Microbotryales, Microbotryaceae.